Molecule: messenger RNA, 785 nt
Organism: Anastrepha obliqua
Lineage: Eukaryota; Metazoa; Arthropoda; Insecta; Diptera; Tephritidae
Gene: Corp
Exons: 2
Coding region: 133-732 (199 amino acids)
Source: RefSeq, a predicted model, not a curated record
UUAUUGCCUGACAAAACAAAUCGAGCCGUUAAAGUGAACGCACGCGCAGUGCAGCUGUAUUUAUGGAACAAUCAAGAGAAAUUGCAAGUGAAAAUAAAUGAAAUUAACUGUGUUUUAAAUAUUUCAAGAAAAAUGGUUGAAGGAGGUGUUUUAAAAGUUUCCUAUCGUAAACGCUUGUCUAUCGUCCACUAUGAGCCGACCAAUUGUUACGACCAGAUCAUUAAAUUGAUUAUUCAAAGCUUCAACAUUCCCGCCUCACAUGAACGUGCGCUGCUGAUCUCCACCGAAAAUGGCAGAAUUUUUGACAGGCUACUCUUUGACUACUUUCUAACACUUUUCCCCAAUCCCAGCAUCAUUUUUUACAUACGGUAUGAUUACAAUCGCGCAGUGAGCAUUUUGCAAUCAAUACAACAACAACAGCAACAAGAAAUAAAAACGGCAAUAGAAAGUAGUGAUAUUAAUAUGGAGGAGGAGAAAAAAGUUAAUAACGAGUGCGAAGCAGACAAAUAUAAGUUUACACCGGUGUUUCGCAUGAAUUGUUUUAUAUACGAAUAUCCAACAACUAAGAUAAAAGCGGAAAAUAAUAGUAGUAAGAAACAGAAGUCUAGCACUGUGAAGCACUCACCACGAAGCGAGUUCAUGAAACGUGUGAAAAAGCAUUUGCAAAUUGGUGAAUUGAAAAAGCGCACAAGAAAACCGUUGGCACAGGUAAAGCGCAUUAUGCGAGUGUAGAGAUGGGUGUGCAGAGAUGACUGCAAAAAUAAAGCAACAAGACAGAGGCAAAA